AAUGUGCGGCGACCGGAAAUGUAAAAUCACAUAUAUUGCCAGAUGUCUGACUCCGACUGUAACUUGUUCAGAAUAUUUAAUGUUAUUGAAAAUAGACAAUUUGUUAUAAUUAUUUUGUCAUUUAGAUGUAUUUUACAUUGCUUUUUGCGUUGACCUGUUUGGUAACAUGUCAUGGUUUCGUCGGUACAGAUGAGAAAAAUGAGAGUCAUUGUGGUCUUCUGAAGUCUGUUCUUGACUACACACUGUUGUCAGUGAAGAUGGACAAAAAUGGGUUCCACAGGGAAGUGAUAACAACUGUUCAACUUGGUUCUAUUGUACCAAGUAGUAUAAGAAUUUCGCUGGUGUACCAGUGGCCAAAGGGCGUUUUCAUUGAUCCAUACCAGGUUACAUCCCAGAAAGAGCACAGUAAUUGGCAGAUAUUAAUAGAUUCAGCCAUUGAUCUGGAAGUCCCUGCUCACAAGACAGAAGGAUUUGUCAGCUACGCGUAUCCCACCAAUGGGCCAAGUCUCAGACUGAGAAAAGUUAUAAUUCCAAUACAUGGACGCUACCACGAGCCAUCAGCUGUUGGAAAAACAUUCAUAUCUGUUGACAUACCAGCUCCAGAUUUGUUGAUACGGUCUGACGAAUGUACAAACCUCAGCGACAUGGAUCCACACACUGUUGUGAAUGCCCCCUGCACUGCUGAUAAUGCAAGCAUAUGUUCUUGGGUUAAAGUUCAUUUUCAGGUGGUUCUUUCCAAGGAACUCGGUCACAUGAGUUUUCAGCUUCCUGUUGGUGACAGCUCAUUGGUGCUACCUGUAUGUGGAGGGACUCUACUGGUGACGUUGAUCUGCUGUGUGGUGCUGUCCAAAUACAUGUGGACUCAUCGAACUGUUCAGUGAAGAUUAUAAUAACAACAUUUUUUAUUUAAAAAACUAUAGGUGAUGGUGAACUGUUGUAAAGUUCAAAGAAUAUCAGAGGUGAUAAACAGAUAAAGUUUCACAGUAGGAGUAGUAGGAGAGAUUUGAAUCUGCUCAGUGAUCCAGAUAAUCUAGUUAUUCUGCCAACUAUUUUUGAAUUAUUAGCUAAUUAGCCUACUUUGACCUCUGUGGAAUUUCCCUGGUUAUAGAAGUGAAUAGGAGCGUUUCCCGUGACUUCCUGGAAGAUGAUAUUUGUUUUUAAAAAAAUCUGAAAAUGCAGUGUAACCAGUUGU
Messenger RNA from Cynoglossus semilaevis (tongue sole), 1192 nucleotides. RefSeq names its product phosphatidylinositol glycan anchor biosynthesis, class X (gene pigx). NCBI's taxonomy places the organism in Eukaryota, Metazoa, Chordata, Actinopteri, Pleuronectiformes, Cynoglossidae. Bases 126 to 881 code for a protein of 251 amino acids. Gene Ontology annotation, cellular component: endoplasmic reticulum membrane. The transcript is spliced from 6 exons. The record is from RefSeq and is a predicted model, not a curated record. Gene Ontology annotation, biological process: GPI anchor biosynthetic process.